Messenger RNA from Prorocentrum cordatum, 1101 nucleotides. Lineage: Eukaryota; Dinophyceae; Prorocentrales; Prorocentraceae. The record is from the annotation of a GenBank genome assembly.
AUGAAUGCAAACCUGCAGCGUCCCGCGUCGUCAGGCGUGUGUUCCCCCACAGCGACCAUCGACUACUGCCUGAACUCGAAUCUGUGGAAUGUUGCCCUGGAAGUGAUCCGAGGUGCGUCGGAGAUGCGCGUGCGCGUCGGCAUGAGACGUUAUAUGUCUGCCAUCAGCGCAUUCGGCAAGGGUAAGCAGUGGCAGCUGGUAUUGACGUUACUGGGCGACGUGAUGGAAGCAGAGGAACCGCCAGAUGUCGUAUGCUACAGUGCUGGAAUCAGCGCUUGCGGGAGAAGCAGCCAGUGGCAGGCCGCCGUAUCAUUACUCAGAUAUGUGCGGGAGGCAACGCUGGAGCCAAAUGUAAUCUACAACGCUGGGAUGAGCGCGUGCGAGGCAGGCGGACAGUGGCAGUGGUCUCUGGCCUUGCUCAGCGAGAUGCGGGAGGCGCAUCUAGAGCCAGAUGUCAUCAGUCGCAGUGCAGGGGCCAGCGCGUGCGUGAAAGGGGGGCAGUGGCAGCGGGCGUUGUCAUUGCUCUUCGGGAUGCAGGAAGCGAAAUUUGAGCAAAACGUGAUCAGCUACAGCGUUGGGAUCAGUGCGUGCGAGGAAGGCGGACAAUGGCAGCGAGCAUUGUCACUUCUCGGCGAUAUGCGGGGGGCGACGCUGGAGCCCAACGUCAUCUUCAGCUUCAGUGCUGGACUCAGCGCGUGUGAGAAAGGCGGGCAGUGGCAGCAUGCGCUUUCCCUGCUCGGCGAAAUAUCGAAAGGGGCAAUCAAGUUAGACGCCAUCAUUUACAGUGCUUGCGUCAGCGCGUGCGAACAAGCUGGGCAGUGGCAGCAUGCAUCAGUGCUGCUCUGCGACCUCUAUGCGGCGAACCUGGAGAUGGACGUGUUCGUGCUCAACGCUGCGGUCAGAGCAUACGACAACGGUCUGCAGUGGAUUCGCGCGCUGUCGCUGCUUCGCGAGGCACAGGAGUCGAAGAUCGAGCUCGACACCAUCCUACUACAAUGCUGGGAUCAGCGCGUGCGAGAAAUCCUGGCAGUGGCAACAUGCGCUGUUAUUACUUUGCGAAGCGGUGAAUGUGGAGCUGAGCGGGGACCUCAUCGGCUAUAA